Ciona intestinalis (vase tunicate) is the source of this 1439-nucleotide messenger RNA. NCBI's taxonomy places the organism in Eukaryota, Metazoa, Chordata, Ascidiacea, Phlebobranchia, Cionidae. The record is from RefSeq and is a predicted model, not a curated record.
UCAAAUGUUUGUGUUUGAUUUACUUCUGUUGUAUGGCUCUAUGUAUGGCUUUAUGUAUGGCUCUAUGUAUGGCUCUAUACAUUCGAAACCGAAUGGAUAUAGAAAAACUUGGGAUUUACUUGAGGUACCAUGCCAACAUAUAUAGGAACAUUGAAGGUAGCAGCGUAGAUCCAAUCAACUUCAAGUUCCCUGCAUCUGAUAAUGUCAGACAUGACGACAAUGCAAGUCAAUUAAAUGGUCGGCCUAAUCAAAAGGAGUUUAAAUACUUUACUGAAUCCAUUGAAACAGGUAAUUCCGCUAAAGUAGCAAAAAUGGGUCCCAAUGUUUUAUGUUUUCAGCGAGACGCAGGGAAUAAAGAAGAGUCUGCCCUGAAAGUCAUAAAUGACUGCAUGUAUGAGAUGGUUUGCAACCAAGUUAGCUUUGAAGAAGCUGUCCUAACAGAUAUUGUUUCAAUACUAAAAUCCUUUCAAUUGGGCCCAAGCUCUAUAGAGCUAAUUGUUGACCUUAUCUUUGAAGGUUGUGUCUCGGAACCUAAUUCUCAUUAUUCUCUGGGGCAACUCUGUGGUGUUCUUUCUCAUUCUACAGGAGGUUUGCUUGGUUUCCGGAGCAUAUUUCUGAAUAAGGCACAGAAAGAAUUUGGGAAAUUAAAUAAAGCUCUUAACGGAACAAAAAAAGAAAUCACCAGGGCCUUGAAUUUCAGCCAGUUUAUGGCAAUACUCUUUCUGAACCUAAACAUGGUAGAUUCUGACGGGAACUUGGUUCGAUUUUCAGUUUUGGGUCGAGCCAUUCUUGGUGUGGUUGAGCAAUUAAUCAAAUAUUCAGGCAAUAGUGAUUGCAUACAGUGUGCAGCAAGUGUGUUAGAGUUGACCAUCAUACCCUUGGAGGAAGCUCUACAGGAUGAUGGCAAAGAAUCUUUAACAAGACUUGGAAAUAUAUUGCAUCGAAUUGGAACCAUGAAAAACCAUCAAUUACCAAAAUUUCACAUUCUAAUCAAACUACACUUUAAUCGGAUGUUAAAAAAGUCCUGAUGGUACAAUAAAAUAUAGCCUACCUAUUCUUAUUUUAUUGAAAGGAUAUGCCUCUGAACAUCAACAUCUUGAAGAUGCUAUUUUAGAAACACUGCAAGUGAUUAUUACCAAGUACGUUUGAUUAAUUUUUUAGCAUCUUAUUUUAAAUCCUUGAUAGAAAAUAGAACAGAACAAGUAUAAAUGAAACAAAGCACUGCAACUUUUCUUUUAAUCAAUGUUAGAAUCUUUUUGGUGCAAAAAUUUUUUUUAUUAAAAAUGACAUAAUCGUAACAACAAUUUGUAUUACAAAUGGUACCUUAAAAAACCUACUAGUGACAUUUUUGUUCAUUUCAACUUGAAGUUGUGUUUUUAUUUAAAGGCUGGCUGUAUAUUGCAUUAUAUGCAUUAAAGUAAUAUAUAAAUGACAAAUUA